Clarias gariepinus (North African catfish) is the source of this 3434-nucleotide messenger RNA. RefSeq names its product junction plakoglobin a (gene jupa). The record is from RefSeq and is a predicted model, not a curated record. The transcript is spliced from 16 exons. Gene Ontology annotation, biological process: cell adhesion; positive regulation of transcription by RNA polymerase II. The coding region runs from base 193 to 2373 and encodes 726 amino acids. Lineage: Eukaryota; Metazoa; Chordata; Actinopteri; Siluriformes; Clariidae. Gene Ontology annotation, cellular component: adherens junction; catenin complex. Gene Ontology annotation, molecular function: protein phosphatase binding; transcription coactivator activity; alpha-catenin binding.
GGGGGGUGGAGCUUUGGCUCGAGCCCUGCCUGUAUCUCUUGGUGUGUGUGUGCUCGGAAUUCAGGGAGAGAGAGCGCGCGAGCUGGACAGACGGUGGUCGGAAGUUUUCGAGCAGAAGUCUGAAUUCUGGGGCUUUAAAACGUCUAGAGAGAGGUUUCACAGUUUGGCUUGGAUUGAGCCAAAGAAGCGACAAUGGCAAUGCAAAUGGGUGAACGUGAAGGAGUGAUGAAGGUUGCAGGUUGGCAGAAAACGUAUUAUACUACAGAUUCAGGCAUCCAGUCAGGGGCCAAUACAGUGCGAUCAGAUGACGACGGGAUGGAUUUCCAUAAUAAAUACAGCUACACCACCACUACAGUCACUGAGAACCCUGCAGAACUGGAGUCACAGUUGACCAUGACCAGAGCCCAGCGUGUGAGGCAGGCCAUGUUCCCCGAGACAAUGGUGGAGGGGAUGACCGUUGUCUCCACCCAGAUGGAUUCGUCCCAGCAGACCAACGUGCAGAAGCUGGCUGAGCCUUCUCAAAUGCUCAAGGCGGCCAUCAUCCACCUGAUUAACUACCAGGACGAUGCCGAGCUGGCAACCCGUGCUGUUCCAGAACUCACAAAACUGCUCAAUGAUGAUGACCAGGUGGUGGUGAACAAGGCAGCGCAGAUUGUGAACCAGCUGACGCGAAAGGAGGCGUCCCGGCGUGCUCUGAUGCAGUCUCCUCAGAUGGUGGCGGCUGUGGUGAGGGCCAUGCAGAACACAAGCGACAUGGAGACAGCCCGUGCCACCGCCAGCAUCCUGCACAACCUGUCACACCAGCGUGAGGGCUUACUGGCCAUCUUCAAGUCAGGGGGCAUUCCCGCAUUGGUGCGCAUGCUCAGCUCUCCUUUGGAGCCAGUGCUUUUCUACGCCAUCACCACACUCCACAACCUGCUGCUCCACCAGGAGGGGGCCAAGAUGGCGGUGCGUCUAGCCGACGGCCUGCAGAGGAUGGUGCCACUCCUGAAAAAGAGCAACCCCAAGUUUCUGGCCAUUACCACAGAUUGCCUUCAACUUCUCUCCUAUGGAAACCAGGAGAGCAAGUUGAUCAUCCUGGCGAACGGAGGACCCGAGGCCCUGGUGCAGAUCAUGAGGAACUACAACUACGAGAAGUUGCUAUGGACCACCAGCCGCGUAUUGAAAGUGCUGUCAGUGUGUCCUAGCAACAAACCGACCAUCGUAGAGGCUGGUGGAAUGCAGUGUCUGGGGAAGCACGUGAAUAGCUCUAGCCAGCGGCUUACACAAAACUGUCUGUGGACUCUGAGGAACUUGUCUGAUGCUGCCACCAAACAGGACGGCCUGGAGGGGCUGCUGCAGGUUUUGAUCGGCCUCCUCGCCACAGAUGACAUGAACAUGCUCGCCUGCGUCUCUGGCACCCUGUCGAAUCUGACCUGCAAUAACGCUCGGAACAAGACGUUUGUAAGCCAGAACAACGGCGUGGAGGCUCUGAUCCACGCGCUCCUGCGUGCCGGAGAUAAAGAGGACGUAGCCGAGCCUGCCACCUGCGCCCUGCGCCACCUCACCAGCCGCCACCAGGACGCCGAGCUCGCGCAGAACGCAGUGCGCGUCCACUACGGCAUCCCGCCCAUCAUCAAGCUGCUCAACAAGCCACACUACUGGCCUGUUGUUAAGGCUGUGGUUGGCCUGGUCCGUAACCUAGCGCUGUGCCCAGCCAAUCAGGCGCCUCUCAGGGACGCUGAUGCAAUUCCCAAACUGAUCAAUCUGCUAAAAAAUGCCCACCAGGAUGCUCAGAAGCACGGUUCAGCCAGCCAGCAGACUUACCAGGACGGCGUGAGGAUGGAGGAGAUUGUGGAAGGUUGCACAGGAGCUCUGCAUAUCUUGGCCAGAGAUCGCACAAAUAGAGCCAUCAUCAUCGACUCGAAUGUCAUCCCGCUGUUUGUGCAGCUGCUGUACUCCCCAGGGGACAACAUAAAGCGGGUGGCCUCCGGAGUGCUCUGCGAGCUGGCGGUGGAUAAAAACGCAGCUGCUAUAAUUGAUAACGAGGGAGCUGCAAGCCCACUCAUGGAACUCCUGCACUCCAACAACGAGGGCAUUGCUACAUAUUCAGCUGCAGUGCUCUUCCGCAUCUCCGAGGACAAAAAUGCAGACUACAGGAAGCGCAUGUCGGUGGAGCUCACACACUCUCUGUUCAAACACGACCCAGCAGCGUGGGAAUCGGCACAGAGUGCAAUGAUGGACGCUGGAUUCGUAGGAGAUGAUAUUGACCCGCGCUUUGGCAGCAACGGUGGUGGGUUUGCAUAUGAUCACAUGCAAACGGAGAUUGACUUGGUUGAUGAUUACCCACAUGGCUAUGACCAAAUGGGUAGAGGCUACCCUGAUGCUUGCUAACAGAACAAUAAAGUUUCAAAAAGAGCACUAACUGAGGAAACGCUUCAAAAGUGAAGAGCCUUCUGGAGCGGACGACUGGCUCUGCACACACGCUACUGUACCAUAUGCAACGAUCACUGUGCUGCGAGGGGUAGAAUCGCAUAUUACUCAACACUGCCUUGUCAUGAAAACACAUUGUCUUACCUUUUUCUUUUUUUGUAGAAAAAUGUAUUUUAGGGCUCUUACUAGGGGUUUCUGUAAACUCAUGAGGACUGGUAAUCUACCAAAGAGAUUUUAUCGACUUAUGAUUAUUAAUUUUUUUUCUUUUUUCUUAAAAUUAUGUAUUUCAUGGUAGAAAAAAAAAAAAAGCUGCCAGCACUGGUACAGAACAGUGCAAUCGAUUGACCCCCAUAUUCAGCGUUAAUGCUUUAUCCAGUGAGGCUUUAGUCAGUUAACAAGCUGAAUGGGUUUUAAUGGCACAUAAAUUAAGCCUUUUCUCUCUGUGCAGUCUAUUUAAGCCCAAAACUGGGCCGAGUGAUGGAGCACAUCUUAUUGUGAUAUUACCAGAAACUUAAUAGUUUGUGCCAUAAUGAUGGAAACGUAACAGACAUUUUUAUAAAGUUACUAAAAUCAUUAUCGUCCAGACUAAGCGUAGCAUUGACUGGUUUUGCCUUUUUUUUUCUUGCACAGCAACCAUAAAAUUUAUAAUAAACUCUACUUUUUAAAUAUCCUUUAAAUGUUAUUUGUUUAGAAUAUUGAUAGUAACUGACUGCAGAAAUGCAAGAAAGGACUGGACACCCGAGCAAUGUUUAUACUUUAACAAAUUAUGCUUGUUUCUCCUGCAGCACACACACUUUAAAAUAAACUAACUAUUGUCUAAAUAGCCUUCUGCCAUUUGAGCUGUGGACUGGGUUUAAGAAUGAUGUUUUUUUUUUUUCCUUGCAUAGAUUUUAGAUAAGAGUUACAGUGAUAAUUAACUCUAAGCGGGAAUGUUGGAAGUGCAAGUUGUCUUUAUAUAGUGUUUCUACAAAUCAUACUUUAUAACAAAAAAAAAAUAAAAAUAAAAUCAGUUACUAACUGAA